Molecule: messenger RNA, 705 nt
Organism: Lathyrus sativus (Indian pea)
Lineage: Eukaryota; Viridiplantae; Streptophyta; Magnoliopsida; Fabales; Fabaceae
Source: the annotation of a GenBank genome assembly
AUGGCGGAAACUUCAACCCUUUUCAGAUUCAGAUUCUCUUCUCCACCAUUCAAUUCCAUUUCUCCUUCAAAAUCUUUCACAUUCAAUACCAAUUCUUUCCCCCUCUCAUCAUCUCAACCUCGUCUUCUCCGUUUCACCCCCAAAGCAAACCAUUCCAAUAACAACAACUCCGAUGAAGAUCCUUUCGAGUUCUUUCCUUGGUCUGACUCCGACAGUGAAAUUCAAUGGGUUCCUCAGGACAGAUUUACAUUCUUCACUGCUGAUGGACUGGUCCAGAUCGGAGGCUCCAUGACUCCUCGUCGCACCAGGUCUUCUGAUAAGCAAGGGAAGUCCAAAACUGCUAAAAAAUAUCAACGGUAUCAAGAGAGUAACUAUAUGGACCCCAAUCAAGGCCUUUGCCUGGGUGCACUCUUUGAUAUUGCAGCUACAAAUGGACUUGAUAUGAGCAGAAGGCUCUGCAUUUUUGGUUUCUGCCGCUCUAUUGAAAUGCUUAGUGAUGUGGUGGAAGAUACUGUCUUGGAGCAUGGUGGGGAGGUGAUUGCUGCAGAGAAGGCAAGCAGAGGUGAUUUGCAUGAAAAGCUAACCAUGACCGUUGCGGUACCAUUGCUAUGGGGCGUUCCUCCAGCUUCCGAGACACUCCACCUAGCCGUUAAAAGUGGAGGAGGAAUUGUAGAUAAGGUCUAUUGGCAAUGGGACUUUCUGUAG